This is a messenger RNA of Hibiscus syriacus, 550 nucleotides long. RefSeq lists its product as uncharacterized. The transcript is spliced from 3 exons. The record is from RefSeq and is a predicted model, not a curated record. Gene Ontology annotation, biological process: mitochondrial translation. The coding region runs from base 100 to 342 and encodes 80 amino acids. Lineage: Eukaryota; Viridiplantae; Streptophyta; Magnoliopsida; Malvales; Malvaceae. Gene Ontology annotation, molecular function: structural constituent of ribosome.
GAAGAUAAAAUAAAACCCUAAAGCUCGAGGUUGAUCGUUCCAUUCCUCUCUUUAACUUGUUCUCUGUUGAAGUUUGCUGAUCCGACUAAAUAAUAAAGAAUGGGCCGCAAAGCUGAUGCACUGUAUAUAAAUCCGAAGAAAUUUGGCUCUCUUGCAAAACCUUGCAUGAAGGAAAUGACAUCAUUCUUAAACUGCUUGGCCCUUAACAAGGCUAAUGAAGAAAAAUGUGUUCGGCAGAAGGAUCUUUUGAAUGCCUGUAUGGAAGCUCAGUCUACCAUGAAUAGGAAGCCAUGGGGCAGCAUCAAUUACCACCUGCAGAGGCUUAACAGGGGAAGGAAAUAGUAUGGGUUUUCUUUGAAUGUUGAAUUUAUGCAUCAUUGUUCAUCGCCACUAGUCAGAGAAUUUGUAUCCGGUUGUAGUUAGAGAACAUUCAUUUAUCAGUGUCUAUUUGGAUUUUCUUUUUCCUGCUGGAAAUUUCGGAAAACAUAUUCUUGAUAAAUUUUGUAUCUUAAGUUUCCGUUAUUACAAGGAGUACCAAUAAUUUAAAUUA